Xylaria bambusicola is the source of this 1460-nucleotide messenger RNA. RefSeq lists its product as uncharacterized. Gene Ontology annotation, cellular component: endoplasmic reticulum; endoplasmic reticulum membrane. The transcript has 3 exons. NCBI's taxonomy places the organism in Eukaryota, Fungi, Ascomycota, Sordariomycetes, Xylariales, Xylariaceae. Bases 96 to 917 code for a protein of 273 amino acids. The record is from RefSeq and is a predicted model, not a curated record.
CUCAUCAUUGCUUGUUCUCCUCCUUUCCUCCUUUCCUUUUCCCUCCCCCCCCUUUCCUUCUUUUUGUCCUUGGUCUCGGCUUUGUAAUCGCCAAAAUGGUCGCUCUUCGCUACUCUGUCCUCGCUACUCUCGCGCUCCGCGUCCUUUCCGUAUUCGCUCAGGAGGGUGAUGUUCCUCCUGUUGUCGAUGACGAGACGACUACCAGUGCCGCGGAAGCUGAGCUGAACGCUGAAAUUGUUGCCACUUUCCCGGAAGCCGACAUCUUCGGUGUCAAGCUGGUCAACGGCCGCCCAACCAAGGCUGUCAUUGACAUCACCAACAAUGAACCCGAGCCGAUCCAAGUCGCCUUCCUUGGUGGCCAGCUCAUGAAACCAGAGGUACUGAGCGACGACACCCCUGUGUAUACAGCCGUCCUUCGCAACCUGUCUACUGUUCAGUACCAAGCUACUAUUCCCGCUGGCGAGAAACAGUCGCUGCCCUACUCCUUCGUUCUAGACAUGCAGCCUCAGGAUGUCCGACUACACCUUAUUGGUGUUAUUAUGGGCAGCACCAACAAGAUCUUCUCUGUUGGCAUCUAUGAUGAGGUUGUUAGCAUCGUUGAGGCUCCUACUAGCUUCUUCGAUCCUCAAAUCAUUUUCUUGUACCUCUUCCUAACUGGCGCAUUUGCCGGUACCUGCUACUUUGUCUAUAAGACAUACAUCGAAGCCUUUUUCCCUCAGACCAAGAAGCCUAGGUCUUCAAAGAAGCCCAAGCCCGCGUUCGAGAAGGAGCCCCUUUCUGGUGGCGAAGGUACUGCUAGUGGCAAUGACAAGGGUUACGAUGAGAGCUGGAUCCCCGCCGAUCACCUUAACCGCCCUACUGCGCGACGUGUGAAGAGCAGUGCGAGCGCUAAGUCCAAGUCCAAGAACACUGAGUAGAAUCAGUAAAUUGGGAUUUCUAGACUGCGCCGACAUAUCAGAAGAUAUACUUUUGGGAGACAAUGAUAUUACAUGGUUUGGAAAACGGAUCAUUGAGUUGGUGCAGAGCCAAGUACCUCGGAUAAGAAAAGCAAUUCUUGUAAAUAAUACAUCUCGCAGGGUGGCCGGCCAUGUUGUACAGUUAUCAAAAUCGCAUGUAUCACAGAAAUUAAGGCAUAAAACGCCUCAUUUCGGGCAAACCCUUUACCUCACCGAUAGAGGCUCGAAUUUUAAAGCGCCUACUGAAUGCUGUGAAAACACGCGACAUUUACGAUCCUGGGAACGAUAAUCUACCUACAUACCUUAUGAGCCCCCCUUUCGCCUUUCUAAUCCUGCUAUAUCCUGGAUCGAUUGGCUAAGGCACAUAAUAUUAACAAUGUAGUGAGCAAGUCAACUAGCACUUCAGUUCUAGUUGUCUCGCGUGGCGAAGUGUCGGCCGGACGCGACUACCAAACAACGAACAUGAAAAUAGUUUAAAUCAGUGGUCCACGAACAAGGCGGCCC